Passer domesticus (house sparrow) is the source of this 6893-nucleotide messenger RNA. It is a transcript of the gene CBL, whose product is annotated as Cbl proto-oncogene. NCBI's taxonomy places the organism in Eukaryota, Metazoa, Chordata, Aves, Passeriformes, Passeridae. Gene Ontology annotation, cellular component: plasma membrane; membrane raft. The record is from RefSeq and is a predicted model, not a curated record. The transcript has 16 exons. Bases 154 to 2817 code for a protein of 887 amino acids. Gene Ontology annotation, molecular function: receptor tyrosine kinase binding; ubiquitin protein ligase activity; phosphotyrosine residue binding. Gene Ontology annotation, biological process: negative regulation of epidermal growth factor-activated receptor activity; cell surface receptor signaling pathway.
GAACCGGGCGCCGCCGCCGCCGCCGCCACCGCCCACGGCCGCCGCCGCCGCCCUGCCCGGCCCGGCCCGGCCCGGAGCGCCCUCAGCCCGGUCCCCUCCAGGGCCGCGGCCCCGGUGCCGGACGGGCCCCACGGGCCGGCUGUGGGCGCCCCCAUGUCGGCGCCGCUGAAGAAGGGCCCCGGCGGGCUCAUCGGGCUGAUGAAGGACGCGUUCCAGCCGCACCACCACCACCUCGGGCCGCACCAGCCCGGCGCCGUGGACAAGAAGAUGGUGGAGAAGUGCUGGAAGCUCAUGGAUAAGGUGGUACGGCUGUGCCAGAACCCCAAGCUGGCCCUGAAGAACAGCCCUCCCUACAUCCUGGACCUGCUGCCUGACACCUACCAGCACCUGCGCACCAUCCUGUCCCGCUACGAGGGCAAGAUGGAGACCCUGGGCGAGAACGAGUAUUUCCGCGUCUUCAUGGAGAACCUGAUGAAGAAAACCAAGCAGACCAUCAGCCUCUUCAAGGAAGGGAAGGAGAGGAUGUACGAGGAGAACUCCCAGCCUAGGAGGAACCUGACCAAACUGUCCCUGAUAUUCAGCCACAUGCUGGCAGAACUCAAGGGGAUUUUCCCCAGUGGCCUCUUCCAGGGGGACACGUUCCGGAUCACCAAGGCAGAUGCUGCAGAAUUUUGGAGAAAGGCUUUUGGUGAAAAGACCAUUGUUCCUUGGAAGAGCUUCCGGCAGGCCCUGCACGAGGUGCAUCCCAUCAGCUCUGGCCUGGAGGCCAUGGCCCUCAAGUCAACCAUCGACCUCACCUGCAAUGACUACAUCUCAGUGUUUGAGUUUGACAUCUUCACACGACUCUUCCAGCCCUGGUCAUCCUUGCUGAGGAACUGGAACAGCCUGGCCGUGACUCACCCUGGGUACAUGGCAUUCCUCACCUAUGACGAGGUGAAGGCCAGACUGCAGAAAUUCAUUCACAAACCUGGCAGUUACAUUUUCAGACUGAGCUGUACCCGCCUGGGUCAGUGGGCCAUCGGCUACGUCACUGCAGAUGGGAACAUCCUCCAGACAAUCCCCCACAACAAACCUCUUUUCCAAGCACUGAUUGAUGGCUUCAGGGAAGGCUUUUAUUUAUUUCCUGACGGCCGGAAUCAGAAUCCUGACUUGACUGGCUUGUGUGAGCCCACACCUCAGGACCACAUUAAAGUUACCCAGGAACAAUAUGAGCUGUACUGUGAGAUGGGCUCCACGUUCCAGCUGUGUAAAAUCUGUGCUGAGAACGACAAGGACGUGAAGAUUGAACCUUGUGGGCACCUGAUGUGCACCUCCUGCCUCACAGCCUGGCAGGAAUCUGAAGGCCAAGGCUGUCCCUUCUGCCGCUGUGAGAUCAAAGGGACAGAGCCAAUCGUGGUGGAUCCAUUUGAUCCCAGAGGAGGAGGAGGAUUGUCCAGGCAAGGGGCAGAAGGAACCCCCUCUCCUAAUUACGAUGAUGAUGAUGAUGACAAAGCUGAUGAUUCCCUCUUCAUGAUGAAAGAACUCGCUGGUACCAAAGUGGAACGCCCUCCCUCGCCCUUCUCGGUGGCUCCCCAGGCCGCCCUGCCCCCGGUGCCCCCCCGGCUGGACCUGCUGCAGCAGCGAGUGGCCAACCCCCCCGGGGCCUCCAGCCCUGGCACCGCUUCCAAGGCUGCUCCGGGCGCUCUGCACAAGGACAAACCUCUGCCGAUCCCCCCCACGCUGCGGGACCUGCCGCCGCCGCCGCCCCCGGACCGCCCGCACGCCCUGUGCCCCGAGGGCCGCCCGCAGCGCCGGCCCCUGCCCUGCACCCCGGGUGACAAGCCCCCCCCGCUGCCCUCCGGCCGCCAGGCCGAGCCGUGGCCCGGCAGGCCCAUGCCCAAAGCCCCGGCAGAGCCCUGGGCUGGCAGGGAGCUGUCCAACCGGCACUCGCUGCCCUUCUCGCUGCCCUCGCAGCUGGAGUGCAGGGCUGAGAGCCUGCGGCUGGGCAGCACGCUCAGCCUGGACGGCCCCGCGAGCUCCAACAGUGGUCCAGCAGCAACCUCAGAGUGUGAACACCCCAAAAUCAAACCCUCCUCGUCUGCCAAUGCCAUCUACUCCUUAGCUGCCAGACCACUGCCUGUACCAAAACUGCCUCCUGGGGAGCAGUCUGAGAGCGAUGAGGACACUGAAUACAUGUCACCAUCCUCUCUGCCUGUGGUGCCUCCAGGUCCUGCUGUGCAAAAACCAGAGCUCAAAAUGCCUUUGGAAAUGACUCAGAGUUUACGAGUUUUGGACUGUGACCAGCAGCCCGAGGGCUCCAUGUAUGAAGCAAUGUACAACAUUCACUCCCAAGCAGCAUCCUCUGCUUUCGAGGCUGUCAACACUUCUGAUGAAGGGAGCCUGGCAGCAGCCAGUGCCAGCAAUGGCCCUGAGGAGUCAGAGAACGAGGAGGAUGGCUACGACGUGCCCAAGGCGCCGCUGCCCGUGGCCAGCGCCCGUCGCACGCUGUCUGACAUCUCCAAUGCCACCCCUGCCUUCGGCCGCAUGUCCUUGGAGAGCGACCCUGCCACAGGUUUCUCGGAGGGCUCCCAGGUCCCCGAGCGGCCGCCGAAGCCGCUGCCCCGGCGGAUCAACUCGGAGCGCAAGGCAGGAGGAGCCAGCAGCGGGGCCAGCUCCUCCCUGCACCUCUCCAGCGAGAUCGAGAACCUCAUGAGCCAAGGCUACUCAUAUCAGGACAUCCAGAAAGCUCUGGUCAUUGCACAUAACAAUAUCGAGAUGGCCAAGAACAUUCUGCGGGAGUUCGUGUCCAUCUCCUCGCCGGCGCACGUGGCCACAUAGCACACGAGCACCUCCACGCCUGAGCUGCUGUGGACCAACUGCCUGGGCAGCUGCUGCCCAGCUGUGCACCAAAGGGGAAGGGGGUUCCUUUAGAGACUUCGUGCUGAGGUCAGUCCUGCCUCUUUUAAGAGAAUCAGUUAUCAGGUUUUCGUGGUUCCAGAUUUCAAAGCAGUGGGAUGGAGCGGAGCGGUGUUUUAUACAGUGUAUGUCUUGGAGUCCUUUACCCCUACCUCUUGUCUGAGAGAGCAGAUUUAUUUCCAGGGUGUUGGUAGAGAAAGGUGUCGUGACAAGGGAUCCCCGAGCCGAUGCCCUGGAGGCUGGGGGGAGUUGUUUUGUGCUGUGAAUUUUAAGUGGAUGCUCAGAGAAACAAAAGUCUCGAGGUCGGUGUGGUGUGUCCUGUGGUUCAUGGUACUAGGUUUGGAUCUGUUCGCUGCUGUGUGUCUGGCUCAGGCUUUUUAGAGAAGCUGGGAGGUCACUUUCUGCUGGGAAUUUAUAGGAGACCUUGGAAGAAUCCUUUGAUUGCUUCCUGUUGGCCGUGGUGUGUCCCUCUUGCCUGUAAUAAUAGCAGUUACUGCUUCUGGUUCCAGUCCUCCCUGGCUGCCUGGAGAUGGCAGGAUGGGCUUCUGUCAGGGGUUUUGGUCCUGGCACUGCUGGGAGUUGGAUUUCUCUCGUGUGGGUGUGUGCUCCUGCACUGGCAGCACCAGAUUCCAGUAGCUGGAGGAGCUUGGGGUGGGAGAGGGGGCAAAGAAUUUGAGCAAGAGCAAAGAACUGGGGCUGCUGCUUCUCCUCUCUUAGCCUUGAGCAUUUUGUGCUUCAGUGCUCAGAUUUGAUUUGUGGCCCUGCUGGGCUGGAGCAGCCGUCACUGGACACUCCCAUUGCUCUUCCCUGGGAAUGUUGCACCUGGUAAAUUGGAUGUUUUAUUUCUCUUCAUUGCAUGGUGGCUGUUGCAGACUAGUGGCCUUCACACACAUUCCUCCAGAGAGCUUUUGCAGGAGCCAUCGUCGUGCCAGGGUGUUUUGUGGAGUUGGUAGAUGCAGCUGGUGUGUUUGUUGGAAUUUCACCUGCUUUGCAGUCACAGAAGUGCAGCAGUUCUCUGCAUGGCUGUCCAAACAACAUGGGGGCUCUCCUUUCCAUUGCCAUUUCUCUAAAGUAUUGCCAGAUCUGGUGUUAAAACAGACCUGGGGGAAAAAAAUCUGUAUUUGUGAAGUGAUCACAUGGUUUUAAAGGUCAGAACUCAGCUGUUGCGUUGGAAAAACCUGACUUGCCUACUCAGCUACUUAACUCUGUUCAUGUUGGAGGAGUGGAUGGUUCCUUUGGAGACGAUUUAGCUCCAAGAGGCACAGACAGAUCACAGCCUGUCAGCCUGAGAGGCUCUUGGCCUUUGGAGCAUGUCCAGCAUUAUUUGCACCUCCCUGAGGUCAGCAGAGGUCACUGGGCUAAGGGCUGCAGUUUGGAAUAUUGCUGGAGUGGUUCUGGCAGUCGGGUGCCUUUUGAGGAAUCCAGGGGCUGGGCCAGAUGGCUGCAGUGGCACAGAGGCCUCCAGGAGUGUUAGCAGAGCAGAAAGUGGGUUUUUAAUUCAAGGUGAGCUUUCUCUCUAGAAAGAGAAGAGAAUUCUAGCUUUGAGUUGCUGUGGCCUCCAGGCAGGCUGAAGUGUCUCUCUUUACUCAUCUCUGUAGUGGAGAAAGCACUGAGACAGCGUGAGGAGAUUUCCUGCCAGGCUCCCUGACCCCACCCUUUGCUGUUUUGGGGUCAGGGCUGGCCGUGGGCAGGGUGCUCUGCAGGGCACAGGGCUCGGGCACAGCCCUGGGGGAGGUGGGCUCAGUGCCUGGGGGAGGAAGGAGGGGAGGAAGAGCUGCUCUUCCUCCUGUGCCAGGGGUGCCAGCCCUGCUCCCUGUGGGGUUUUUGGGGCCUCAGCAGGAGCAAGGCCAGCACUGGUGCUGCUGAGGCAGGAGCAGGGGACAGCUGUGGCACGCUGUGGGGAGCCUGAGCAGCCAAGCAGCCCCUUGUCCUGGAGAUGCAGGUGCAAACCCUUUGGUGAGGGGUUUAUUUCCCUCUUUUCCACGCUCCCACUGGCUCUGUGUUGGUUUGGAGCCCUUUGGUGUCUGCCCUGCUGUGUGAGCUCAGUGUGACCCCUGCCAUGGCUGAGCUCCAAAGCCUUAACUCUUGUCCUGCCCAGCUCCGGGGAUUCCCUGUCCCCUCGGAGCCCCUCAGGGCAGGCUGGCUGUCAUUUCCAUGAAAUCCUGCCUGGCAGAGCUGCUGCAGGCCUGCCUUUGGGGUCUGUGUGCCAAGAGAUGUUCCUGUGGGUGUUGUUCUGGGUAUUAGAGAUUAGAGAGAGCAAUCUUUGUGGCAUGUAUCGCUGAUUUCUCUGCAUGUGUCCUUUCUGUGCACUUGUUUAUGUCUCAAACUGAUUUAAGAAACUUAAGUCUUGCCUUUUCUUCCUUAGACACGUUAAGAAUUUGCUGAUUCCACUGAGGCCAGCAGAGUCCUGGCCAUGUCUUGUGGCUGUGCUCUGCCAGCUCCAUCCAGGCACUGCCCAGUGGAUUUUUCUUGUUCUUUCUAAGCCCAAGAUUGAUUGCUCUUCUUUCCUUUCACCUCCCUCUUCUUUAUCCUUAAGAAAAUUAUCUUUCUGAUGCUACUUUAAAAAGGAAAAACCACCCAAAUGUCUAGUGCCUUUCUUGAGGGGACGCUGCGUGGCCAGGCUGGAUCUGAGGAUCCAGCACCCCUGUGGGGAAAUGAGCAGAGCUGGACAAGCAGCACCAAACUGCUUUGGGAAGGGGUGAAAAGAGGAGCAGGAGAGACGGGCAGUGCUCACUGGGACUCUGACACUGUGUUUUGUAGCAUUUCAGCCCUGGAGCUUCCGUGUCUGGACUGGUGCUGUGCCGAGCCUGGGGCCGGGUCAGGAUCGUGGGAUGGGGUAAAAAAUGCUGGGGCUGUCCUCAAAAGGAGCAGGAAACACUCCCAGAAGAGUGGGGAACACUCCCAAAAGAGUGGGGAACUCCCAAAAGGAGCAGGAAACACUCCCAAAAGAGUGGGGAACUCCCAAAAGGAGAAGGAAACACUCCCAGAAGAGUGGGGAACACUCCCAAAAGAGUGGGGAACGCUCCCAAAAGAGUGGGGAAGACUCCCAAAAGGAGCAGAGAACACUCCCAAAAGGAGAAGGAAGCACUCCCAGCAGGAGCAGGAGCUGUGGGAAGCGGGAGGUGUCCCCCUGAGCAGGACCCAGGUGAUUUCCUGAAGCUGGGGGUGCCUCCUUGGCAGGACCCAGGUGAUUUCCUGAAGCUGGGGGUGCCUCCUUGGCAGGACCCAGGUGAUUUCCUGCGUGCAGAGCCCCCAGGAAUCCCAAAUCCUCCCCUUCCUUUGUGCACGUCCCUGGGCCAGCCCUCCCCAGGGCUCAGGGCCCCCUGCACCAGAGCUGUGACAUUUCUGUGGCUCGUCCUGAGGCAGGCUCCUUACUGUAAAUGUGGUUUGAUUGCUUGGUUUGUUGGGUUUUUGUUCGUUUUUUUUUAAUUUUUUUUCAGUUGAGCAAGAAAAAAUGCAACUCCCAGGGCACCUUCUCAGAGGUGCCACUUUAAAGAUUAGUGGGGAAUAAGGACAUUUAUUUUUAAAGUUCCUCCUAAAAAUCUUUUUUUGUUUGAAAUUCCCAGUGGAGGAAGAACUGCUGUUACUGUUGUUCUUUCUCAUGGAUGACAAAUACCAAUUUGUAAAAUAUCAGUGUUAAAAAAUGUUGAGAUUUUCACGAGAUAUUUUAAAAAAAAAAGUAUAAUAGUGUCAUUAAUAUAAAAUUAUAAUAGCAGUAUUUAAUCCUUUCAGAUCUGUAAAGAAUAAGGAAAAACAGAAGGUAAAUAUUCUUACAGAGAGUAGCUGAGCUUUAAGGUUCACUUGGUUUAAAGUCCUCAUUUUGUUUGCAGAUGCAUUGUUAAUGUUUAGAGGUUAUACUAAUGUUAUUUAUUAAUUGUUUCCAUCCUUGUAUGCUGCCCACUAAGAGCUUCUUUGUUUGGGAUUUCAUUCACCUGUGUCAGUAAGAAAGAAAACAAAACAAAGUUUUAUUUUUAAAUAAAAUUUCCUUUGUUGUAGCA